AAAUACACGUGGCAAAAUCUGAGUGGACAUCCAUGGUCAAUAAUAGCGGUUUGUAAUUGCUAAAAAAUAAUAAACCAUGUAGAAGUCGGUGAUGAAGUUAAAACCUAUAAAAGUAAACUUAUCUCUGCUUUACUUUCUAAAAUUAAACUUUGCGACCACACAAUUCCGAUACUUUGUGAAUCUAUUGACUGCCUAUUCAAUUUCUCUCCUCAACAAUCCCAAUGAUGGCUGAGAACCCUAAUUGCACUGUUUAUGUUGGGAAUUUGGAUGAGAGAGUAAGCGAUCGUGUAUUAUAUGACAUUCUAAUUCAAGCAGGUCGUGUUGUUGACUUGUACAUUCCUCGUGACAAGGAAACUGAUAAGCCUAAAGGUUUUGCCUUUGCUAAAUAUGAGACGGAAGAGAUAGCAGGCUAUGCUGUGAAGCUUUUCUCUGGUUUAGUGACACUCUACAAUAGAACAUUAAAAUUUGCAAUUUCUGGGCAAGACAAGCCCUCUAAUAACUCUCCAAUGGCAAUACUGCCGACCUUAAAUAUUCCCUCUAGACCAAGGCCUCAUCCUGUACCUUAUAAUGAUAAGGAAAUUUCACCAAAUUCUGUGAGGCUGUCAACUUCAUGCCGGUUUUCAGAGCAACAAACGAGUCACACACAAGGCAUGCCUGUUUGUUCCAUCGAUAAGAAGCUUCGUGAUCCUCUGUUAGUAUAUGGAGCAGCUGCAGUUACUUCUCUGAGUAGGUCCUGACAAGGACCGAUUUAUUCACUUACAAUAUUAUGUCAGAAAGUUGUGAAGCUAAUUCGUUGUUCGCAGCAUUUCUUAUAUUCCACCCACAAAUAUGCUAGUGUUUGGCUGCUUUGGAUUCAUCACCUCUUUAUCUGUUUUAUCCAUCAUUUUCUGAGGCAGGUUUGAAGUCGUGUUGAAUGUUUUAUAGUAUCGAGUAGGCAUUAUUUCUGUAGUGGUGUCCCUUAAGAUAUCCCGAGUGUACCAAGAAUCCCCAUUUUAUGUUCUCUUGCCAUGUCAAGCUUGAGGAUGAAGUAUCGAAUUAGUGAUCACAUUUGCUCAGGUUUCUUCCUUUUCCCAUCUUUGUUCUUUUUGGUUCUCUGUCCUUCGUUUUUUCUUCCUUCUCCUUCCUGAUAGAGCCAUGACUCAUUAUACUUCAUCUCCAUUGUCUCUCUUACCUUGGGGGUUAUACUUUUUGCCCCCC
Molecule: messenger RNA, 1197 nt
Organism: Lycium ferocissimum
Lineage: Eukaryota; Viridiplantae; Streptophyta; Magnoliopsida; Solanales; Solanaceae
Exons: 4
Coding region: 222-737 (171 amino acids)
Molecular function (GO): RNA binding
Source: RefSeq, a predicted model, not a curated record